Messenger RNA from Tauraco erythrolophus (red-crested turaco), 702 nucleotides. The record is from RefSeq and is a predicted model, not a curated record. NCBI's taxonomy places the organism in Eukaryota, Metazoa, Chordata, Aves, Musophagiformes, Musophagidae.
GAAGCAGAGAAAAGCAAAAUGAUUGAAGCCUUGGCCAGCACAGAAGAUGUUAGAAAGCUGAUCUGGUUGAUGCAGAACAGCCUUGAAGGAGAACUCAUCAGGGCACAGGAGCUUUCACAUAUCAUAGCAACUGUUAGCCAGACUUUGCCUGGAUAUUUGCUGGCCUGGGACUUUGUCAAAGAGAACUGGGAAAAGCUUACACGAAAGUUUCACCUAGGCUCAUAUACCAUCCAGAAUAUCAUUAGUUGGUCAACUUCUCAGUUUGCAACAAAGGCACAUCUACUUGAGGUAAAGUCAUUUUUUGAGUCAAAAUCGGAGGAGAGUUCUCAACUGCGUUGCGUAAAAGAGGCAAUUGACACUAUUCAGCUCAAUAUCCAGUGGAUGGAGAGGAACUUAGCAAAGCUACAAGAACUGCUGUAGUGUGCAUAAUGCUGUGGUAUGUCAGCCAGUUAGGUGGUCUGUGGGCGGUUGCUGUGUGUCUUUUGCAAAAGCCAGGGUGAAACCAGGUGUCCCUGCAACAUUGUUUGCACUAUUAAGGAGUCUAGAUAGCUCAGGGCAUGUCUCAGAUAAAUGUUUAUUUUCCUUGGAGCAUUUAUGAGCAAGAUGUAAGUAUUUAUUCUAAAACUGUUUUUAUCUAUAGACCAAACAUCUGUACAAAUGAUUAAAUAUAAUUUUGUAUUUGAAACAUACACCCUUUCCUUG